CUGUUCAGCAUUCGCAGGCAUCGAGUCGCCGCGCGCUAACGUGUGCCGCAACCGCCAUAUUCACUUUCACGUUCAGAAACAGAAAAAACGCGGGAAACCUCCGCGAGAAAUCUCGCAUUUUUCUCGUUGCUAAACAGCCAGUAACAUAAUUGCCUCCACCAAGCAUCAACCGUCGCGUAUCGGACUGUUUACAAAUAGUUAUGAUGUGAGAAAUAAAAAAUCUAGACUUGCAAAUUCGAUUGAAAUCGGCAGUUGAAAAAUCAACAAUAAGCGUUCGCGGACUUUGAGAAUAUCGUCUUUCUUUUCUUUUCCUUAUCUUCGAUUCUUUCGCCUUUCGUACUUCGAUUCUUGCCUUGCCGGGUUCGAUAUUUCGUCGGUUUAUUUGGUGCGGUAGUGAAGUGUAAUUUGUGUGUUGAGUCUGCGUCUGUUAUUUCCGUUGGACGUUUGGUUAUAAUAUGGGUAUUAUUUGGAGAUUCGCCAUGCCGUUGUUAAGUACGCUGGCCGCUUUGGUGAUAAUAGUUCACUCCGCCGAGGAGAACCUGGAAAGGGAUACCCGGGAACGCCGGUUCGACUUGCGACCGAGGCUUCUGGAUAUGAGACCUACGGAUGAACAGCCUUGGAGAGUGGUUCGACCAGAACCAAUAACGCAGCAAUCCGCACAAGGCGAGGUUUGGCACAACGACUCCCAAGAUGAACCACCGGUGCGCCGAAAACUUGGGCGCAAGCGGAAACGUAGACCUCCGGCGUCAUUAGAAGAAGAACCGACAGAAAAAGAAUUAACAUUACCCCCUGUCGAACAAGAGGAAGUGAACGACCAAGACCCAGAAACAGGAAGACGUCGUCAAAAGCUUAGACCGAAUCGAUGGACCGAAGGUGCUAUAGAUCCAGAUAGACCGAUGAGAAAACGGGGACAAAGAAGAAAAAGACCAUCUUUGGGUAACUGGCCGCGAUUAAGCGAAUUUGGAGACUACCACAGAGAUGAUAAAGACCGAGACAUUCACACAAGUGACGAAGCUGACGGCCAAGGUCAUGGUUAUUAUUCACGAAAACGAAUUGAAGACGACUAUGAUGAACAUGUAAGAACCAAAAUUAGACAUCCAGUUUCUGAUGAUUAUGUGCCAAAAGAGAGAACCAAACUAAGACGGCCAAAUUCAAACUCACGGUACGUCAUAUCACAAGAAACUGGCAAUGAAGAAGAAAGGCCUGAGAAAGAAAAAUUAGCUAAAGAAGAUAAAUCACUAUCUGAAUUUUCUAUGGAACUUAUGGGCCCUCUCGAGCCUACCGAGGAUGAUCAAUCACCUGACAUCGAUGACAAAUUAAGAGAAAAAUCACCUAGAAUAUUUUUAAACAUGGAUAAAGCACAGGAGCCCGGAACCAUUGAUCCAAUAACAUUAAAAGAAAUUCUGAAAAGAUCAAACGGAACUAGUUUAAGUGAAAUAUUACAACAACACAACCUAACACUGGCUGAUUUGCUCAAUGGUAAAGAAAAUGCGAUAUCUGUACUCAAGUCAUUCGAAGACAACCAUUCAAGUACCAAAGACAAUAAUGUGGAUAGUAUUGUCAACGAUAACGCAAAUAGUACAGAAUUAGAGAUAAGCCAAAGAGAAAUAAUAAAUGUUAAUCUUAAUCUCGACAGCGACAUCAAUGUUGACAAAGACCAUAAUGUAACUAAUCAAAAUACGACUAAUGAAGAAGUAGAAGUAACAGUUUUUUCAGAACCAACUAACAAUGAAAAUAACGAACCUAUACCACUUCCAGUUAAAAAUAAAUAUAAUGUUUCUUUUACUGCUUUUAAUAAGAAUGCAGAACAACGACCUGUUGCUUUAGAAAACAGAAACUCGGGAAGCAUGAUCAAACGCCGUUUCCCCCCGGGAAUUCGCAGGAAAUUGCGCAUGCGUCCAAUGGCAAAUAACACAUUUAAAAGUCAAAUUAAUAGAGAUUUAAUCGCACUUAGUGCACGAAGAUACAUACAUCACAAUAGGAGAAAUGCUACUAAAUCCAAAGAGUGGAGAGAUAUGAUUCCAUUAAUCAUGACUGUAAACACAACUGAAAAUAAAAAGAAAAAAGAAGAAAGUAAUUCACUUACCACCAUUUCAAUACCUGAAGAAACAACAACCAUUGCUGAUUUAGAUGAAACUAUUGAAACAACCAUAGCGAACGAAGUUUCAACUAGAAAUCAUUUUGACGACAGUGAAGAUGGUGGCUUCAACACCGAAGUACCAGAGCCAUCAACAAUAUCAAUUGAGAUUUUAGCCACUGAAAUGGAUGCAAGCAUUACCGAACGACCAACAACUGUUCGUCCAAUUAGUAAUGCAGCCGGCUUGCGCCGGCAGGCUUUUAACAACAGGCUGAAAAAGAAACGCUUAAAACAAAGGAUUUCUACCACUGAAGCUCCAUCGAAUGAUAUUAUGAAAAAUCUUUUGGAGCUGGGUGAUUUGGUGUCAUCUUCAGAAUUUAUAGCAAGAACACAAAUACCUAGAGCCACAGUUCCGCAUGAUUCCGCAGAAACUGUUACAGAGUUAGAAGAUUUUCUUACUACAGAAACUACUAGCAGACAUACAAGUAUAAAAACAACCAAGAACCCUGCGACGAGAGAAUUUACAAAGUCGAAUGGUGUAACACAAACUCCGCUAAUAUUCUCCACAGAAGAAACUUCUAAAAUCGAAAUAGAAGAGAUUCUAAACGACACCCGCACCAGCACAAAGUUAUCCAAAAUAUUAAAAGAAAGAAACAUGACUUUGAGUGAAUUGUUACAACAUAGAGAACGCGGAUCCAGUCAUGUUCAUCUAGCAGACAUAUUUCACAAUGCGUCCCGUGAACCUAAUCCACCAGAACCAUUCCUGUCCAAGUCUUUAUUGGAACCUAUAUCAAAGGAAACCUACCCCUUACGAGCUAUUUUAGAGGCUAAUGCACAUGAGCAAGCUACCAAACCAACCACAAAAGAUCCUAUUUAUACGAACCAUGUCAACAUUCCUGUGAUAAUGGACUUUGGUAAUAAUGUCAACGAAAAUGCAGAAAACAUGGGUAUCAUGUCAUUGUUCAAUAACCACACUAAAGAAACGACGUUGCCUAACAUAGAAAAAAGUACAUUGCAACAGGAUUCUAAAGGAACUCCUUACAAAUCAACGAUCAUAGCUGUUAAUGCUACAGACGACGGCGAUAUAAAUAGAGAAAGCCGCAUGUUAAAUGACGACCAAGAUAUGAUAAGUUGGAACGAAAUAUUUUCGAUGAUACGAAAAAACCAAAAGAACGAAACAAAAGCAUUAGAAAAACUUACAAAUGAACUACCACCACCACCUGGAACGUAUAAGAAGAUUGUGUUGGAAGAAGAUGUAGAUGGAGAUGGCUUGAUAGUCCUUGAAGAUUUGCAAAGUCUUAAGAGUACGGAAAAGAAGGUCGCUACAGUGUCAGAAGAGAAGAUUGAAUUCAAUUCCUAUGAAGGGGCAGAUGAAACUUCUCAAGAACCAGGCAUUUUGAAGAAUGCGCCGAGUAGCGCCAAAUCGGUCACAGUGGCCACAGCAAGUAUAGUCGGACUUGCAAUGAUACUGUUUUUACUUACAUACGCUGCUCUGAAAUGGAAACAACAAAGAUCUGUAAGUCACAAGAAGACUUUUGGCGAUGAGAGAAUUCCAACUCCUGUUUUUGAAAACAGAAAAGUUAAGAAAAAUUGUAGCAGCAGAAGCAUCAGUCCAAUGCUUCCCACAUCUAAUAUUUAUACAAUGAACACACUGGAAUCACAAACUGGUAAAGAUUCACCAGAAUACAUGUGGGACACAUUACGAAAACCAUUCCAGUAAAGUUAUUUAA
Molecule: messenger RNA, 3807 nt
Organism: Ostrinia furnacalis (Asian corn borer)
Lineage: Eukaryota; Metazoa; Arthropoda; Insecta; Lepidoptera; Crambidae
Exons: 5
Coding region: 456-3797 (1113 amino acids)
Source: RefSeq, a predicted model, not a curated record